Molecule: messenger RNA, 1383 nt
Organism: Pneumocystis jirovecii RU7
Lineage: Eukaryota; Fungi; Ascomycota; Pneumocystomycetes; Pneumocystales; Pneumocystaceae
Product: 3-hydroxyisobutyryl-CoA hydrolase
Exons: 8
Coding region: 1-1383 (460 amino acids)
Biological process (GO): L-valine catabolic process
Cellular component (GO): mitochondrion
Molecular function (GO): 3-hydroxyisobutyryl-CoA hydrolase activity
Source: RefSeq, a predicted model, not a curated record
AUGAUUGAUGACUUAUUUUUGAUGAGAAGAAAUUUUUUGAAAGUAUGUUUAUUUUUUCAGAAUGAUGUAUUAUUUGAUAAUGAUUUGGGAUUACGGAUGAUUACUUUGAAUAGACCGAAAAAAUUAAAUGCUUUAACUAAAACAAUGAUAAAAAAUAUUUAUGAAAAGCUCAUAGAAUGGAGGCGAUCACCAUUGACUAUGAUUGUUUUACUUCGUGGAAUAGAUCAUCGGGCAUUGUGUGCAGGUGGUGAUGUUGCAGCUGUUUUAGAAAUGUGUCGAUCUGAUUCAGAAAAUGGGUAUAAAACAGCUGUUGAAUAUUUUGAGCAAGAAUAUCGUCUUAAUUACCUUAUUGCUACCUUUCGUGAAAAACCUUAUAUUUCAUUAAUGGAUGGGAUUACAAUGGGUGGAGGAGCGGGUUUAUCUAUUCAUGCACCUUUUAGGAUUGCAACAGAAAAUACUGUUUUUGCAAUGCCAGAAACGGAUAUUGGAUUUUUUCCAGAUGCUGGAUCGUCCUUUUUUUUAUCUCGAAUGGAUGGUGAAAUUGGAAAAUAUAUUGGAAUGACAGGUGAACGUGUUUAUGGUUUUGAUACAUUAAUUUCUGGCAUUGCUACACACUAUGUACCUUCAAAUAGAUUAGAAUCUCUUGUUUCAAGAUUGUCUGAAUUGAAUACUGAUGACAGUAGUAGCAUAGAAUAUUUUAAUAUUGUUGAUAGAGCGAUUGAUGAAUUUUCUGGCGAACCUCCUAGAAAUUAUAAGUAUGAACUUGGUGGAGAAAUACGUGAAGCAAUUGAUAGAUGUUUUAAAUUUAAAAAAAUUGAACAAAUUUUUAACGCUUUAAAAAAAGAAAAAACAGACUGGGCAGAAAUGACUAUUGGCAAACUUAACCAGCGUUCUCCUACUAGUAUUAAGAUUGCUCUACGUGAAAUACAAGAAGCAAAAAAAUGGAAUAUUUUGGAAGCAUUUAAUAACGAACUCAAUAUAGCUAGUCAUCUUCUUAGAAGACAUGAUUUCAUGGAAGGUGUUGAAGCAAAAUUAAUCCGAAAACCUCCUGUUUUACCUGUAUGGAAUCCGUCAAAAAUUUUAGAUGUUCCUGACAAAUUGAUUGACACUUUUUUUGAAAAUCGUGAUGAUGCUCCUCGGUUAAAUAUAUCUAAUGAUAUUUUGUCUGUUCACUAUCAAAAGUAUCCAUAUAAUUAUGGUUUACCGAAAGAAUCCGAUCUUGAAAGUAGUAUUCGGAAAUGUAUUCAUAAUAAAGUAUCGAUAGAUCUUAUUAAAGAUACAGUGUUUGAAAAAUUCUUUAAAUUAUGUCCAAAUAAGCCCGGACUUGGUAUAAAACUUGAUGAUAUUUUUUCUCGAAAACGGUUUCUAGAUCAGAAUAAGUGA